Messenger RNA from Camelina sativa (false flax), 642 nucleotides. NCBI's taxonomy places the organism in Eukaryota, Viridiplantae, Streptophyta, Magnoliopsida, Brassicales, Brassicaceae. The record is from RefSeq and is a predicted model, not a curated record.
UUUUUUUGACCAUAAAUUUCUCCUUCCUUGGAAGCUGGAUUCUCCAGGAAUCAAUCAAAGCUCCUCUCUCUGUCCCGCUUAAUUUUACAAUCGCCCAACAAUGAGCGGAGAUAAUCGAAGACGGGAUCGAAAAGACUCGCGGUGGGCGAAGAAGCCGAGAGUAGUGAACACUGCAGAAGAUGAACUCGAAUCUAAACUCGGAUUUGGGCUUUUCUCCGAAGGUGAAACGCGACUUGGGUGGCUACUCACAUUCGCAUCGUCAUCUUGGGAAGAUCGAGAUACUGGGAAAGUCUAUAGUUGCGUGGACCUUUACUUUGUUACUCAGGACGGGUUUUCUUUCAAGACAAAAUACAAGUUCCGCCCUUACUUCUAUUUAGCCACUAAAGACAAAUUGGAAUUGGAAGUUGAAGCCUACUUGAGACGCUGAUAUGAAAGACAGGUUGCUGGUAUUGAGAUUGUUGAUAAAGAGGAUCUUGAUCUUAAAAAUCAUUUAUCUGGCCUGCGAAAAAAAUAUUUAAAAGUAUCAUUCGAUACUGUGCAACAAUUGAUGGAAGUCAAGAGGGAUCUGUUGCAUAUUGUCGAACGAAACCAGGCUAAAUUUGAUGCACUUGAAGCUUACGAAUCCAUAUUGGCUGGAAAACG